This is a messenger RNA of Trichoderma breve, 1128 nucleotides long. Its product is annotated as phosphotransferase enzyme family domain-containing protein. NCBI's taxonomy places the organism in Eukaryota, Fungi, Ascomycota, Sordariomycetes, Hypocreales, Hypocreaceae. The coding region runs from base 1 to 1128 and encodes 375 amino acids. The record is from RefSeq and is a predicted model, not a curated record. The transcript has 2 exons.
AUGGGCUCUCCCAAAGACCAUCUUCCGCUGACCAUAUCGGAGGACACCAUACGGGCUCUUUUUGCAUUCCUCAACCUACCGCCGCCGCAGUCGGUAUCCGCUUUGUCUACCACAGCGGAGUAUCAUUCGAUCUAUGUCGUUUCUUUCGCGACCGAAGUGGCCGAUGCCGCUUUUCCGAUGCUUUCACGGUCCAACAAGGAUUGUGUUGAACUUAUCCUGCGCAUCUCCGGCCAUCACCUACCCCGCAUGAAGACCGUCAACGAAGUCGCAACGAUGACUUGGCUGCAGCAAAAUACUCAAUUGCCUGUAGCCAAAGUCAUACGUUAUGAUGCCAGCACCAAUAAUCCACUGGGUCACGAAUUCACUCUUCUACAGCGACUCCCUGGCGUCGCGUUGGUAGACGUCGUACAGCAAAUCCAUGCAAUCUCUUGGGAUGGUGUGUCCGGCCUUCAAUUCGACCAUGACGGCAACAUUGUCCCGGGACCUAUAGUUGAGGAGACGUUCUGGCAGCAGCCUGAUGUGGUCAAAUACUGGCCUGAGUCGGAGUCAGUCCAAUCGCUCAAUAUUACUGGUCCUUACGAAUGCUACACCGAUUACAUCGCCGCGAUGGUGCGUGUUUAUCAACAUGCAAUUCGCCUUCAUCCAUCAUUGGCAGAUAUGCGAGAUAUGCUGCCACGCCUCGAUCUUUUUGUUGAUAUCCUAUCUGAGUUCCCGGAGCUCAAUAAAACCAGAUAUUUCCUAGCGCACAAAGACUUACAUUUUGCAAAUAUCAUGUGCGAUGAAGAGACCGGCCUUAUUACUGGGAUUCUGGACUGGGAAUUCUCUAGCAUUGUACCUGCAACCCGCUGGAAUCCUGUUGGGGCAUUUCUUUGGAAUGGCCAGUACUCUGAAGGAGCCAUGGCAGAGAGAGAUCGCCUUAAGACCUUGUUUACAGAACGUUGCGCCGCACGGGGAUUAAGCUCACUGAUAGAGGAGACAAGACCAAACUCAGUAAUGCAGGGCGCCAUGCAAGAAGCAAUUAAUUACCUGCGUGCAAUCGUGGAAGUGCGCCCACGGGGUCAGAAGGAAGACAGGGUGCCUAGCUGGCGCGCCACUCUUGAAUCCCAGCUGAAGAUUCUGGGUAUUUGA